This is a messenger RNA of Rubroshorea leprosula, 907 nucleotides long. NCBI's taxonomy places the organism in Eukaryota, Viridiplantae, Streptophyta, Magnoliopsida, Malvales, Dipterocarpaceae. The record is from the annotation of a GenBank genome assembly.
ACCUACGGACUUACCCCUGCUCGUCUUCUUCUUGCAUUUCUUCAUUUGACUUCAGCUAAAUUCCUCACUUCUCUUCAGCUGGGGGUUUAUAAACUCGGAUUCUAAUUCCAAUCCUCAGCUAGUGUCCUCUCUUCGACUUCGACUCAGGAUUUUGUUGGAUAUUCGGCCUUAAUCUCACGCUUUGAGGUUGCUGGGAUAUUGUGGCGGGCUACGAUUCAGAUAUUGGAAUAUGGGGCAGUGCUUUCCCAGGAGUCAGUCUGAUGAAGUUGAUUCAGACCAGCAUGUUGAGUUUGUUGCUGGGAAUGUUAAACUUGUUACCACCGAAGAAACUUGGAAUCAGAAACUGUCAGAAGCGAAAAAAGAUGGCAAGAUUGUAUUAGCAAACUUCAGUGCAACAUGGUGUGGUCCCUGUAGAAUGAUUGCACCAUUUUACUGUGAGCUCUCACAGAAAUACCCCUCUUUAAUGUUCCUGUUGGUAGAUGUUGAUGAAUUGACUGAAUUCAGCACCUCAUGGGAUAUCAAAGCCACUCCUACCUUUUUCUUUCUUAAGAAUGGACAGCAAGUAGACAAGCUGGUAGGAGCAAACAAACCAGAGCUACAGAAGAAGAUAGAUGCUGUUUUAGCUUUGUGAGAUAUUACUUUUAUGGCAGUUCCUGGCAUCAGCAAGAAGCCAUAAACCUUUGCUAUAUUGUGAAUUCUGGUUGCUUACCCUGACUUUUGUUUGAAUAUAUCUGCAUUGUCUGUGUAAUCUGCGUAAAUAUGUCUGACUGAACGAACAGCUUGUGUAUGGAAAGCUUGCAUUUUUUUGUUUUGAUAAGUGGGAAAGCUUGCAAUUUUAACUUGUGAACGAAUUUUACCCUACUCUUGAAAGCACAAUUUUAUUGGGAAAUGAAUUAGUGUUUUUUUU